Cladocopium goreaui is the source of this 1532-nucleotide messenger RNA. The record is from the annotation of a GenBank genome assembly. Lineage: Eukaryota; Dinophyceae; Suessiales; Symbiodiniaceae.
CCGAACAUCGACAUCGCCCAAGAUCAUGAAUUGUGGGCUGGGAUCGGAAUCAGUUGGUCUUCAACAAGUGACCAUAGCAAGCAGAUCAGCGAAGUCAGCGAGACCCAUGUUGAUAUUUCCCGAACUCAGAGCUGUUUGAGUAUGAUCUUGCGGCCGCAGUUGUUGCGUGCGACACCUUUGCAUGUGGCCUUAAGUGGCUGGUGCAAGCAUUGGCAAAUUGAGACUGAGGGGUGUGAAGUGUUCAAACUCAGUCGACCGGUCACGGCCAUAGAUGUAUUCUUGAGCCAUGAUUGGAAGACGUCCCGGUGGAUGAAGCUGCUGCUGUGAGCUCGUUGAUCGUGAGCGUGGCACUUGGCUUCGCAAAGGUCUAUUUGGGCGAUCCGGAAGCGCUGGCGUUUCCCCUGAACUUGUGGCUUUUCUGCGGAUAUGUGGUAUUUCUGGUCCAGUUCUGCUUUUGGCAGCGCAUUCGGAGUUGCUUGUUGCACCCUGCAUGGUUUUUCUGACGCAGCCAGACUUGAAACAAGAAGGAAUCGCCGGCCUUGGAGCCUUUGUGAAAUCCUCUGACAAACUCGUGGUCCUAUGGUCUAGUCGGUAUUUCACUCGUUUGCACUUCUUGAUGUUGUCCUACUACUUGGCUCUUGAAUUUUCCGGCGAGAAAGUCGAACAGAGAAACCCUUUGAGUUUCAGCCCUUGGAGGUUCAUUGGCAUCUCAGCUGGAAUUGUGAGCCUCUCAAUGAUGCUGCUUCCGAUUGUGAACUAUUUCGGGAUGAGCCUGUUGGAUGACAUCGAACAGCUGCCCACGCGAGUUCAAAAUUUUCGGAUGGAGGAAUCUCAAUGCACCUGCUGCAGCAACAAUCACAAAGAUCCGCAAACGGGCCUGAAAGUGAUGUGUGACCGAGAAUUGGUGUAUCAGUCCCUCAAAGAUAUCUAUCAUGGCGGAGAAGGUGAAGGAGGUGAAGAACUUGAACAGUUCAACCAACUGGUUCGGAAGACUUUGGGACCAAAGGUUUUGUGGCGAGCUGGAGCACGUGCAACCUUCCUACCCUUGCGCUACGUGACGUGCAUCGUGAUGGUCAGCAACUUACCCUUGCUGUCUGACCUCAUUUGGCAUAUCAGCCAAGGUCCUGAAACACCGCUGGUUGGUAUGGAAUUGUUUAUUUGGUGCAUGCAUUUGAUCUUGCAGUGGCUGCAGCCUUUGUCAGCCAUGUUGUUUUCCAUGGAAUUUUCAAUCCAGGGUCUGGGAGCUGGCUGUAUCUUUUGCUUGGCCUUCUGCUGAACCUGAUGAAAAACGAGUCAGGCCGUCAGGCCAUCGUUGGGGGCGACAGAGCAACUCACCGACCAAACUCUGAAAAUGGAUGUUAGUCACCUGCCAAAAGCCGGUUGACUUGUACAGAUGAUUUUUUUGAAUCUGUUUUUGAAGUAUUCUUCAGGAGGUUUCACUGGUCACAAUCAUGCUCUGAGCAAGGCAGUAGACUCAGUCUGACUGUCGAUACCAAGUUUCACAUUGAUGUUCAAGCCCAGCUCCUACAAAA